Knipowitschia caucasica is the source of this 3705-nucleotide messenger RNA. NCBI's taxonomy places the organism in Eukaryota, Metazoa, Chordata, Actinopteri, Gobiiformes, Gobiidae. The record is from the annotation of a GenBank genome assembly.
AUGCAGGCUCUGAUUCUGUGCUGCCUGGUGGCUUUGGCCGCCGGCAUACGUUAUGACCUCAGCUUGAACCCCAAUAAGAACUACGAGUACGAGUAUGAAGGAUGGAUCAAACUCGGACUGGGCAAACCAAACCAGGCCGAGGCUGGAGCCAGGAUUAGGACCAAUGUCACUAUCACUGGUGCUUCUUCCAACGUCUUCCAUAUGAAGUUCUCCAACGUAGUCUUUGAGGAGUUCAAUGGCUUCCCCGGCAAAAGUGGCUUUGUAGCAUCUGAUGCGCUCGCUCAGAAGAUCAAAGCACAGUUGGAAAAGGCCAUUGAGUUUAGCUACUCUGCUGGGCACAUUGAGGAAAUCAGAGCCUCCCCUGAGGUGAGCGACACAGUGGUCAACAUGGUCAGAGGAAUUCUGAGUUUCUUCCAAGUCACGGUCAAAAGCAACCAAGAUAUCUACGAACUUGAGGAGGUUGGCAUCCAUGGCAAAUGUCACAGCAGCUAUAUUGCCAAGAGAGACAACAAGGUUAAUGAAAUGGACCUCACUCAAGUGGUGGAUGUGACCAACUGCAGGGAGAAGGCUGUGUGUCACACUGGAUUGGCUUCAGCUAUUGCAGACCAGGCCGCCAUCAAGGUGGGAAAAUCCGUCUUCACAACCGUCCAAUACACCUACAAGAUCAAAGCAACAGAAGAAGCAGGACUCAUUGAUAACGCCCAAGCUGUGGAGCUGCAAUACUUCACCCCAUUCAACGUGAAGAAAGGCAGCUUCAAGAUGGAGGCCAGGAAACAGCUGAGACUCUUGUCAGUGAAAAACAAAGCACAGGACAGCUCUCAGGACAACAAGAACAGAGUGGUGGAGAGCAGAGGAGACCUUAUGUUCAACGCAGUGAAGAAUCUGGUUAAUAUCCCAAUCACGAUGCAGAGGAUGGAAGACGUUGCAUCUAGGGUGCAACAGGCUGAAAGGCUGAUCACACAACUGGCUGAAACAAGCGCACACCAAGCAACCAGUGCAACAAAUAAAAACACCAUCAAACUGUACCAACUGCUGCGCGGAAUUCCUCUGGAGCAACUGAAGGCGAUGUGGAGGAAAGUGGAAGGAAACGCUCAGGCAAGGAAAUGGUUCUUACACACCGUUGUUGAAGUUAAUGAUGAAAGAAUCCUCUCUUUCCUGGAAACUGUUUUGCAAGAGAAAAAACUUAAAUCCCUUGAAGCUGUUACUGUCAUUGUACAAGCGUUCAACCACCUUGAGGCAACUACCCAGAUUGUCAAGAAGGCAGAAAAUUUGCUCAAUCUGCACUACGAUGAGGAAAUCCUGAGAAGAACUGUGAUCCUGUCCUAUGGCUCUGCUGUGUACAAACUCUGCGUCUACAAUACCCCAUGCCCACGAGAGGCCAUUAUGCCACUGCUGACCAUGGCAGAGGAAAGUCAAAAGAAUAACAACGAGAUGGAGAAGAUUCUGGUCUUGAAGGCCCUGGGAAACGCAGGUCAUCCUCAGAGUCUUAAAACCAUCGAGAAAUUCUUGCCUGGUCUGAACCCCAAUGCCAACCAAGAGGAACAGAGCGAGCGUGUCCAGAGCGCAGCUGUGCAGGCCAUGAGACUGAUCGCUGCCAGAGACCCUCAUGGCGUGGAGAUAAGGACCCUGAAGAUGUUUGUGAACCGGGAGCUGAAGCCUGAGAUCAGGAUGCUGGCUUUCAUGAUCAUGUUCGACGCCCAGCCCUCCAUGGCCCUGGUGUCCACACUGACCGCUCACCUGAUGAAGGAGAAAGACAUGCAGGUGGUCAACUUUGCAUACACCUACUUCAGGAGUCUGUCCAGAGCAAUGACCCCUGACAAGCACGACGUUGCUAUCGCUGCGAGUGUGGCUGUGAAGAUUUUGGCUCCGAGAUAUGUGCAUCUGAACUACCUCCAGAGCAGAGGCUCACGCUUGGACGCGUUCAGCAACAACUUCCUUAUGGGUACUGCAGCUGAGGUUUUCCUGCUGAAAAAAGCUUCACAGUUCAUCCCAACUGAAAUGAUGGUGAAAUGGAACUUCCACUACAUUGGGAUGGUAGUGCAGCUGCUGGAGUUCAAUAUCCGCCCAGAGGGAAUCAGACAUCUGUUUGCUUCCAACAUGGACGGAAAUAGAGAUUUAAGUGUGGUUGACUUCCAGACCAUGUAUGAUGUUCUGAAAAAGUGGGAAACCCUGCCAGACGACAAACCUCUGAUGAGCGUCCACACAAGGGUUUUGGGACAAGAGUUUAUCUUCGGUGAUUUAAGCAAGGACAUCAUCAGGGCUUUCAAGCCAUCUGAGGGACAAGGCAGCUUUGUGUGGAAAAUGAUUGAGCAGCUGAUCCAAGGGUUCUCAUGGCGUGCAUCCCUGCCAUUCCUCACUGUUGAAUCUCGUUACAUCCAAGCCUCCACCGUUGGUCUUCCAGUCGAGAUUAGCAAAUACUAUCAUGUUGUGAAUAGCAUGUCAGUCACUGCUAAAGCUGGAGUCACACCACAACUGACGGAGAAUCUUGGACAGCUGCUGUCCUCUGAGGUUUCAGUGACAACCAACGGCUUCAUUGGAUACACCAAGAACCUGUGGCUUUUCUAUGGCGUCAACACCGACUUGUUCCAGUCCGCUAUCGAGAUUAGGUCCUCAAAUCCAGUUGCUCUUCCAUGGAAUUUUGUUGCAAAGGUCAACUACCGGGAAAGGAAAAUGGAACUCGAAAUCUCUCACAGCGACAAAGAGUUUGAUCUCUUCUCUUUCAGUUCCAAUGCAUAUGCGAUCUCAAGGAACAUCAUUAACCCAGAAGCACCCAAGCAGAUCGAGCUCAUGCCCAGUGUACAGAGUGUGACCCAAAUGGAUCCUUCCCACUAUGGAACUCCCAACGUGUGGAACCCCAUUGAAAAGAUGUGCACCCAGAACACCAUGUACGGAGUCUCCCUGUGCUCUGAGUACGAGCUGAGGAGAGUCUACUACCAGGACCAGGGACCUCUGUACUACUUCCUCGGGUUCACACACUUUUCCAUCAAAGUCAAACCAGUCCAAGGAACCUCAUCUGAGGACAAGAUCCGCCUGGAGAUGAACGCAGCCCCCAAUGCCGUGUCAGCGUCCGCACGCCAGCUGCUCGACACUCUGAGAAGGAUCGCCAAGGAAGGUAGCCGGUCCCAGGAGGUGCUCAACAGGCCAUCAAGAGGCAUGGAGGGUUCCCCUGAGCCUCUGCUGAACGCCAAAAUGCUGUCUGUGAGCCGCAGUCAGAAAGUGGAGGGCUACGAGGCCACAUUCUACCGCACGCCUGAGCGUGAAGGACAGCUCGUCGUAAGCCACGUGGGAGAGUCCUCCAACUGGAAGAUGUGUGUGCACACCGCUCUGACGACAGAGCUAAAGGCUCACUUCGCCUGGGGAGCCGAGUGCCAGCCCAACUCUGUGUGGGUGAGCUCUGCAUAUCUGAGCGGCAACAAGCCAGAGCUCAAGGCCGUUGUCCACUGGGACAAGGUGCCAGAGGUCAUGGUGGCAAACGGAACAAGAAUUGCCAGAUACAUCCCAGGUAUGGCAUAUCUUUUUGGCUUCAGCCCGAAAGAAGAGCAAAACACCAUGCAGGAGGUUUCUGCUUCAGUUAUUGCUGCCUCAGCUGAUAGCAUCAACGUGAAGAUUAAGCUCCCAGAGCUUACUCUGCGUCGGGAGAAUCUGCCUCUUCCUGCCGCUUUCCAGCAGAGCAAGAGAAAGGAAAACAGAAAUACACAGGCCUAG